AUGACUAAUGACUCUGCUUCUGGACCUCAAGUGUCAUCAGCGCUGUUCUUUGAAUACAACACACAACUGGGCCCGCCGUACAGGAUCCUGAUAGAUACUAACUUUAUUAAUUUUUCGGUUAAAAACAAACUGGACAUAAUCGAGAACAUGAUGGGCUGUCUGUAUGCAAAAUGUAUUCCCUAUGUGACAGAUUGCAUAGUCGCUGAAUUGGAGAAACUCGGCAGGAAGUACAGUAUUGCGCUGAAGCUGAUAAAAGACCCGCGGUUUGAAAGACUGAGGUGUUCUCACAAAGGUACCUAUGCCGACGACUGUCUGGUGCAGCGGGUGACGGCACACAAGUGCUUCAUCGUCGCCACCAAUGAUAAAGACCUGAAGCAGAGGAUCAGAAAAAUUCCCGGUGUCCCGAUUAUGUACGUCGCUCAGCAUCGCUACACCAUCGAACGCAUGCCAGAUGCCUACGGAGCUCCGCGGAAAUAA
This is a messenger RNA of Cotesia congregata, 477 nucleotides long. The record is from the annotation of a GenBank genome assembly. Lineage: Eukaryota; Metazoa; Arthropoda; Insecta; Hymenoptera; Braconidae.